CCAAAUUUUGAUCCAUCUCACAUUUUCACACUUUCACUCGCACCCUUAUCCUAUCAUCUUCUCUACUCCUCUCUCCCUCCCUCUCUCUCAGAUUCAGUAUGGCUUGUUGGACGCCGUCCUCUGCUAUCCUCCGCCCUUCGCCCCACUCGCCGCCCUCCACCGCGUACCCCGCGCUCCCAUCCGCCGCCUCGUUCCCCAGACAGCACCUUGAGUUCCCCCUCAAACCAUCCGCCGCCAAACGCUUCCGCCGCCCCCUCCGCACGCUGGCCGCCGUGGACGCUCCCGAGAAGGUCGUCCAGCUCGGAGACGAGAUCGCGGGAUUGACUCUCGCCGACGCGCAGAAGCUCGUCGAGUACCUCCAGGACAAGCUCGGCGUCUCCGCCGCGUCCUUCGCCCCGGUUGCCGCCGCCGCCGCCGCUCCGGCCGCGGCAGAGGCGGCCGCGGCCGUUGAGGAGAAGACGGAGUUCGACGUCGUCAUCGAGGAUGUGCCAAGCAACGCCAGGAUCCCGACGAUUAAGGUAGUUAGGGCUUUGACCAGCCUGGCGUUGAAGGAGGCAAAGGAAUUGAUCGAAGGGCUGCCGAAGAAGUUCAAGGAAGCGGUGUCGAAGGACGAGGCCGAGGAGGCCAAGAAGCAGCUCGAGGCGGCUGGCGCCAAGAUCGCCAUUGUAUAAGAUCCCGGCAUACACUACGGUAAUUUGUUCUGAAAAUUGAAGGCGUAUUUGGUCUGUAUUGAUUUUGUAGUUGUAGAUCCAUUUAUGAUGUGAAGUUUGAAUCAGCUAAAGUGUUUAACCCCAAUGGAGUUUGUGCUUGGAAUUAAAAGUUAUUUGGAUUCAAAAUGGUGUCAAAUUCCUUCCUUAUCUCGCUGUAGUUCAAUCUUUGGAUAAUCCAGUUGAAAUGAUGAAUGAAUGGAUUACAAACACAGAUAAUUCCUUAUGAUUGGAUGGAUCUCACAUACUCAAGGAUUUUCCUUUUUCAUAUUGCUGUGGUCUGUCUAAGUACUCUCUACUAUAUCCUCAGUCUAAGUCAUUCUUUCCUCUUAAAAUCCAAUUUUCAUUUUCAUUUUUUCACACUCUCUCCGGUGCAAUUUUUCUCUCCUCUCCGGCGACCGCUGCUCCUCUCCUCUCCCACAACUCACUCACCCGCGUUGCUCCUAUCGUUGCUCCUCUCUGCACCUGACACACCUGCACUGCUCCGCCGGCUUCCUCAACCUCUCAUUGCUUCUCAAGAGUUCUCGCGCACGCAAUUGGAGAUAGAGGCGGGAGCAGGUAUGAGGAGUAGAUUGACGGCGGAUGGAUGGAGCAGAGUAGAUCAUCGACUGAGUAAACAUCUAAGUUUCAAUGGAAUGGAUCUUAGAGUUGACAAAGAGGUGGAUCUAAAGGAGUGCCACAAUCAAAGUUCCGUCAACAUAGCUCAUUGGACAGUGGACGUGGAAUGGCUGGCUCAGAAAAAUCUUCUCAGUCUAAUGAAGGCAAAAGGAGAAACAACUAGAAAACCAAUCAUGAGGCCUCAACUGAGGGCAGAAGCUAGGAAAAAAAGAAGGGACACCGGGCUUCUCAACCACCUCCUGAAUCAAAUAUACCAAGAGGACAAAGACACUGACUAUAUUGAAAGUCAGAAACAGAAUCGUGUUGAGCAGAUGAUGCUUACAAAAAUUGCACGUCGCCUAUGCUUACAAAUAAUUUGA
This is a messenger RNA of Striga asiatica, 1684 nucleotides long. The record is from the annotation of a GenBank genome assembly. Lineage: Eukaryota; Viridiplantae; Streptophyta; Magnoliopsida; Lamiales; Orobanchaceae.